This is a messenger RNA of Stegastes partitus (bicolor damselfish), 2610 nucleotides long. Its product is annotated as 52 kDa repressor of the inhibitor of the protein kinase. Lineage: Eukaryota; Metazoa; Chordata; Actinopteri; Pomacentridae. The transcript has 5 exons. Bases 90 to 2246 code for a protein of 718 amino acids. The record is from RefSeq and is a predicted model, not a curated record.
AGCUUGACAUUUCGCGGUAGCGGUUUGUCUUUGGGGUCUUCAGAAGAAUCUGAAGUUAAUGAGUUAAUGAUAAAAAAGAAAAACUUAAAAUGCAGAAUCAGUGCGCUGCUCCAAACUGUGUCAGCGGCAAAUGUGACGCUCAGCCGCUCUUCAGGUUUCCACACGACCCAGAGAGGUCCAAGAAGUGGGUUGAAAAAUGCCAAAGCCAAGAUCUCACAGACAGACCAGCAGAGCAGCUGUACAGAUACUACAGGCUCUGUGGAAAACAUUUUGAACCAUCUUUGAUGGACACUGAAUGUCAGAGUACUGUGUUGAAGGAAGAUGCCGUACCGACUAUUUUUGACGUGCCAAGCAAACCUCAAAGUGGACAGGUGAAGCGCGGUAAAGAGAUGACCAAAGAUAGUGAAGUGGAGACUAAAGGGAGGAAAAAAGUCAAAAAGUCUCAAGCAGAGACGGCUAAAGAAGACGUCCAGAUGGGAUCAGAGCAGGACGAAUACAAAGAGUAUCUCAGGUCAUUGUUUGAAGUCCUCCUGCUGUUAGGAGAGCAAAGCAUCCCUCCUCCAGGACCGGCUCAUCCUAAAGAAGAAGGCCUCGGGUCAAGCAACUUUCAGGCGUUGUUGGAAUAUCGCAUGAACUGUGGAGACGAAGUCCUGAAGAAGAGGUACGACGUGAAUAAGGAGUCCUGCUCCUCUGAGCAGCUCAACCAGCUGAUUGAGGCGUGUGAGAAAUGCAUCCGCAGUAAGCUGGUGGAGGAAGUCAAACAGAACGGCUUUUUCUCAUUACUCACUGAUGAUCUGGUGAAGAUCUCCGGAGGGUGGUUCCUCCCCGUCUUCCUCCGGUAUGUGGACCAGUCGAACUGCCAGCAGGAGAAGUUUGCCGGGUUCUUGAGCUUUGAAGGACACGGAGACGCUCUGGCAGAGAGACUGCUGUCUGAGAUGACUGAGGGAUGGGGCUUAGAUAUGGAGCAGUGUAGAGGUCAGGCCCACUCCUGCUCCGCCACGCAUUUCAGUCAAAUAAAAGCAUUUGCUUCCAAACUGCUUGAGAAGUUCCCCAGAGCAGUGCUCACACUGAGAGCUACUCAGACCAUGAAUGUGUCUUUGGCCAACAGCAUGUCUUCGUCUGGCGUUCAGCUCGUCAUGUCCACCUUUAAGAAGAUCGAGUCCUUCUUCAGUCAGUCCACUUUGCUGCAGCAGGAGUUUGAGCACGCCAUUUCCAUUUUUUACCCGGACAAAGAGGAGAAAGCCAAUGAGCUGAAGGAGAUCUGUCAAAGCGGCUGGACCAGGAGGGACGAUGCGUUUGACGUGGCGGUGGAGAUCUUGGAGGCGCUGCUGCUCUGUGUGGACAGCGUGCACGACAACGAGGACAUGAGGUGGAGCGAUCAAGUCACACACGACGCCUUGGAGAUUUCAAAGGCGCUGGCUGAUUUUGAGUUCAUCAUGGCGCUGAUUGUGCUGAAGAACGUUCUGACGCUCACCCGGGCCUUUGGGAAGAACGUACAAGGGAGCGCAACAGAUGCUCAUUUCGCUGCAGUCAGUUUGAAAGCCGUGCUGCACUCCCUGAAGGAAGUGUCCGACAACAUCGACGUGUAUCACGAGUUCUGGAGCGAUGAGGCUGUUAAUCUAGCUACCGCCAUGGAGAUCCCAGUGAAGGUUCCUCGGUCGUUCUUGAGGAAGCAUCAGGCAGAAUCUGGAGUCAUUCGGCUGGAGAGUUACUACAAAGAGCACCUGUCUGUUCCCGUAGUGAACCACAUCUUCAGAGAAAUGACCGACAUCUUCAGCGAGGAUCACCUGAAGGCUCUGAGAUGUCUGUUUCUGGUCCCUGCUGUCAUAGAGCAGCACAAGUCCACAGAACCCGAAGAGGAGAGCGUGCAGGUGUUUAACAGCGACAUCCCUAAUGCUGGAACCCUCUCUGCCGAGCUGCACUGUUGGUGGGUGAAAUGGAGCAAAAAGGGCAAAGGCGAGACGUUGCCGUCCAGCCUCCAUGAGACGCUGCAGCUGGCCGACGUGAAGUUCUUCCCAAACAUGCUGGCGGUCCUGAGACUCAUCGGCAUCCUGCCUACCUUGGCUCUGCAGGACGGCGGCCAUGUGGCGUACAAGCGCUUCAGGAUGUUCAUGGAGAACACGCCCGACACGUUCAAAUCAAAAAGCCUCGCUCUUCUGAACAUAAACUACGAUGUCGGGUUUGAUCUGGAUUCACUGGUUGAGGUCUACGUGAAGACGCACCCUGACAGGGAGGAGGAGUCGUAGCUGGUAUGUGCUCGGUGUUGCUUCUAGCCCUCAAGGCGAAGCAGCAUCUUUUGUAGGAUGUUUUGUUUUUUACGAUAAAUGUAGAAACGCUGUUAUUACAGACGUGUCCUUGCUGUCCGUAACGAAUCCUGUCUGACAUUUAUGCUGCGUUCAACAUAUGUGACACGACUUGGAAUGGAUGGAGGAACUCAUUCCUGGAGAUCUUACUACGUUCUUCUGUUCCACAUUGCUGCUGUGGUCAAACAUGUGUUUAUACUUUUGUAAGCUUGAACUGUUUUUGCUGUGUUACUGCAUAACAAGCCACUGGGGGGAGGCUCAGCUGUAAAUCCUGCUCCGAAUGUGUUAAUAAAGAGGUCGAAUCUUU